Molecule: messenger RNA, 4087 nt
Organism: Dermacentor andersoni
Lineage: Eukaryota; Metazoa; Arthropoda; Arachnida; Ixodida; Ixodidae
Source: RefSeq, a predicted model, not a curated record
GGAGUCAGUGAGCAGUGUGACACAUUACCUGUCUUCCUUUCAUAAAAUAAACAUACUGCAAAAACUAACGAAAAACAGUUUCAGAAAGAAAUUUAUGUGUUCUGGUAUCUUUAGUUAGAUUUUAACAACAACACUGAUUAGUGAAACAUAUAACAAACAAAGCUGCUCAUCUCUCAUUCAAUCAAAAUUUCAUGUAGGUCGGAAUGCAAACAUUGCUAACGUGUAUGUCACUCUAAUAGCUACAAGAGGAAAGUAUUUGCGGAUGGAAAAUAUCUCAGUCAGGAAAAUAAAGGCAGCCUCCUUGUGCAUGCAUUGAGACAUUCCCUGCUCUAAGCGUCUGGACACUAUUUUCUUCAAGCAGGAUGUCCUGCCAAGUUAUUUGUUAUUAUGUUGCUCAGUUUGAUUGACCCUCACAGAGCUUGUGACGCACACUCUCACUUCACGACUUCUCUAACAAGACAUGCAAUAGCAGCUGGGGUAGUCUCUGUUGGCUUAUUCUCUUGUCUGAAAGUGUGGGAGGGAUUCGAUGAAUGGCUCUGGUCCCUUUCGAGACACUUUUUUUUUAUUUGAUCCUUUUUUUUCCUUUUUCCAAAGACCACACACACAAUGACCUGCACAGUUGUUUUGUCCUGUGCUCUUUGCUGUUUCAGAAACACUGCACGGCCUUCAUUCUGUUGAUUCUGCAGAAAGGAAGGGGAGCAGAGCCAAAAAUAGCACAACUAAGCUGUUUUUCUUUUUUGACCCAUUGCGGCGCGGCAGCCCCUCAGUGUCAGUGCCAAAUGUUGCUCCCAUCAUAGCAUGGUCCUUAAUCUAAAUGAAAGCUGUUUCGUAAUGAGGCAAGGCUCCAAAAUGAGGUGGCUGCUUUAAAAAAAAUAUACUGUUUCCCACGUUUGCACUGCUGUCAAGACCUUGGAUCUGGGUUUAUGUUCAGACGUCAGGCUCAUCCUCUCCAGAGACACCGUUUGCGAUGGAUGCUGAGAAAAGGAAGCAGCUGACAUCAGCACAGAUUGACGAGUGCAUCCCAAUGCUUCUUGCACUAUUGGAACAACCUAAAAAUUCUUCUGUAGUUCGAGAUGUGGUCAUGGCCUUAAAAGAAAUAGUGAGUGAACAGAAAGGUCGAACUCGCCUCCUGGUUGAGCGAUGUGCAACUCAGGUGCUGCUACCAAUUCUACUGAGGCACCGCGACAUGGGUCUGUCCGAGCCGGCAUUUCUGGUGGCCCUCUGCAACCUGCUGUCUCGUUUAGCUGCACAAGAUCAAAAGUUCUGCUUGAGGGCUCGUGUUCUGGGUGCAUACAAAGUUCCAUUGGAAGAGCUUCGGAAAUUCAAGGUCAAAAUCAAGGUUAAGGUUGCCAUCUUGCUGCUGCUGAAAAGACUGAUUGGCAACAAGCAGAAUGCCACUCUUCUGGGUAAUGAGGGUCUGCUGACGGAGUUGUUCUACUUGCUUGACGGCAACAGUACGGUCUGCCUCCAGACUGCCUUGACCUUGGAGUGCUUGUCUCUGGCUACCUGCUCGAAGCGCAAUGUGCUCGAGCUGGUUCAGCGGGGCCACCUGAAGCAUCUGUUGGCUAUGAUAGAGACAUGCAACGUGGGUGCCCUUCGAGGGGAUGCUGGCCUCAACCGCAAGGAAAGGCUUCUCUAUCGUAUGAUGCGGGCGGACCUGGAGUGUCUUAUCAACAUUGCGAGGCAUAAAGCCGGUCGACGGGAGUUGCGGAAGCAAGAGGUGCCACAAUUGUUGUGGCGUUGGGCUUCAUCUCUUGGCCUCGGUGAGCAAGGCGACCGCCUUACGAGGGGAGUGUGCCAGGUGGUUCACAGAUGUCUACCUCCAUGGCCACUACCCAUCACCAAGGCCCAUGGCCCCCUGCAGUGGCCUCUUGGUACAGGCAGCAAUGAGGCCCUGUCAGUGGCUGAGGAGGUCCCAGGGACCCAUGCUUCCAGUGAUCAUGAUGAGCUGCAGUCUUCCCAAUCAGCCACUUCGUCAGAGCACGAGGCUGAGCUAGAUGACCCACCUGACACAGCAAAGUGUGAGCCUUUGCCUGAAAAAUACCAUUUGGAAGUGGACUUAGAGUCAUAUUCAAAGUUUUUCCCAGAAUUGAAGGACCAUAAGGGAGCUGUGGAUGUUGGCCCAAUUACCACUGCAGAGCUGUCCUUGCCUGCAACCACAAAGAGCACAGAAGUUGGAGAUCCUUUAGCAAAUCUCAAGUGUAGCUAUGAGCUUUUAGUGCAAAGCACCCAGAGUCUUGUGCCUUUGGUGAAGAUUGCCUUUCCAGAAAUGCUAGGCCACUUGCACACUGAGUCAUUGGAGCGGCUGCACUCAUGCCAAAAUUCUGGUGCAAGAAACAAGAUACUUGAAGAAGUGCGGAUUCGCCUGGAGAAUGCGAGGGAUUCAAACAAUUUUCCUGUUGUAUAUGACUAUGACAGUCUAGCCCUGCACAGCCUGCCUCCAUCAAGACCUUUGAUGAACAAUGAUGUGCCACGAUCUCUUCAGGAGGUAGUCUCUGAGCGGCUGUGGUUUGAGUCUCGCUUUGAAGGUGGAAACCUUCGUAAGGCUAUUCAGAUUGGGCCAUAUGAGUACAACCUGCUCAUGAGUCCAGACAUCAACACAAGCCUCCACCAUCGCUGGUUCUACUUUGAAGUGGCAGGCAUGCGCAGUGAUGUUGACUACACAUUCAACAUUGUAAACUUUGACCGCAGUGGAAGCCUGUACAAAGAAGGCCAGUGCCCCUUGCUGUUCUCGGUCAGGGAUGCGUCCAAUGGCCGUGGCUGGCGUCGUGUGGGUGGUGGCAUCAGCUACCAGCGCAACCUGCACUGGCGAGCUGACAAGGGGCCCCUCUUCACACUGAGCUUCACUGUCCGUUUUCCCCAUGCCGGAGAUGUGUGCUACAUUGCCAAUGGCUUUCCUUAUGGUUUCUCUCUGCUUAAGGCACACCUUAAACUUUGGCUCAGCUCAUAUGACCGCAGUAGCAUAUUCUUGGAGCGACAGGAACUGUGCAGAACCAUGGCUGGCAAUCCCGUGCCUCUGUUGACCAUCACAGCCCAGCCCUUGGAAUUAUCCAGGCCACACGUAGUGCUUAUGGCUCGAGUACAUCCUGGUGAAACAAAUUCUUCGUGGAUAAUGAAAGGAAUAAUUGAUUUUCUUCUGAGUGACAAGCCAGUUGCACAGCGAGUCCGUGAAACCUUUGUGUUCAAGCUGGUGCCUAUGCUGAACCCUGAUGGUGUCAUCAAUGGAUGCCACCGCUGUUCGUUGGCAGGCCAAGAUCUGAACCGGCAGUGGUCAUUCCCAGACCCAGACUUGCACCCCACAAUCUAUCACACCAAGGCACUUCUUGUCUACUUGGCACACCAAGGACACACUCCGCUGGUGAUGUGUGACUUCCAUGGCCACUCACGACACUUCAAUGCAUUCCUCUAUGGUUGCUCGCCGUCUCGUUCAUGGUUGCUCCACGACAAACCUCAAGAAGAUGAUGAUAUAUGUGAGGUGCUAGCUGCAAUCCUGCACCAGCUGAGCCCUGCUUUCACGUACGAGUCAUGUUGUUUUGAUGUGGAACGGAGUAAGGAGUCAACAGCCCGAGUGACUGCCUGGCGCCAGUUUGGUAUUCGACUAAGCUACACAUACGAGUGCUCCACAGGUGGAUGUGACCAGGGCAUGUAUGCUGGUUAUCACCUAGGUGUGGCUCAGCUUGAGGAGCUGGGAACGCAGUUUUGUGAAGCACUGAGUCGUCUGGAACUCACAGCUGAAGGUGGCGUGCAGCUGGGCCCAUCUUGUGCUGAACUACUGGACGUGUGUCGGCGGCAUGUCCGGGAGAAGAAGCGUGCUCCAUGCAGCAGUGGCAGCACAGACUCGCUCAUUGACGAAGAUGAGGAAGAGGAUGCAGUUCCCAUUGUGAAACCAUAGCUUGCCUGUGAUUUGCAAGAGCAGCCCCCCACCUACGUCAUAACCAAAAUCGGCCGCCUUGACUGGAAUUGUGGAUAAUGGAAUGGAAUCAAGUAAAAAAAAAUUGUUACAUCAUACCAGCCCACAUCUUCACAGCUGGAGCUUGCUCACAGUUGUGGACCAUUAAGAGUAAUAAAAUUUUACCAGCACAGUUUU